Molecule: messenger RNA, 1131 nt
Organism: Actinia tenebrosa (Australian red waratah sea anemone)
Lineage: Eukaryota; Metazoa; Cnidaria; Anthozoa; Actiniaria; Actiniidae
Product: prohibitin-2
Biological process (GO): mitochondrion organization
Cellular component (GO): membrane; mitochondrion
Source: RefSeq, a predicted model, not a curated record
CCAUUUUCCAACAUGGCGGACAAGUUUCAAGAAUUUGCAGGAAGACUUGGUAAAGCUCCACGAGGCGUAGGGACAGGCUUUAAAUUCCUGGCCGCUGCUGCUUUAGCUGCCUAUGGAAUCAAAGAAUCCAUUUUCACAGUUGAUGGUGGUCAUCGUGCUAUCAUUUUUAGCAGAAUAGGAGGGAUACAGGACACUAUCUACACGGAGGGGCUGCAUUUCAGGAUUCCAUGGUUUCAAUAUCCCAUUAUUUACGAUAUCCGAUCAAGGCCAAGAAAGAUCGUAUCCCCAACAGGAAGCAAAGACUUGCAAAUGGUCAACAUCGGCCUGCGUGUUCUAGCCCGUCCAGAAGCAAGCAAGCUUCCACCUUUGUAUCAAAGGCUUGGUCUUGAUUACGAUGAAAGAGUUUUGCCUUCCAUUAUGAACGAGGUGUUGAAAAGUGUUGUAGCUCAGUUUAAUGCUUCUCAACUGAUCACCAUGCGUCAACAGGUCAGUUUGCUGAUAAGAAGACAACUAGUAGAAAGAGGAAAAGACUUCCAUAUCAUCUUGGAUGAUGUUUCCAUUACUGAUUUAAGUUUUGGUAAAGAGUAUGAGAGAGCCAUUGAAUCAAAACAAGUUGCUCAACAAGAGGCUCAGAGAGCCCAGUUUGCUGUAGAGAAAGCAARACAAGAGAGACAACAGAAGAUUGUACAGGCAGAGGGAGAAGCACAAGCUGCCAAACUGCUUGGAGAGGCUUUAAAGGACAAUCCUGGAUAUCUCAGACUAAGGAAAAUCCGUGCUGCACAAAAAAUUGCUAGAACGAUUUCGGCAUCUGCAAACCCAGUCUACUUGGAUGCUAAUGCAUUAAUGCUCAACCUCAGGCUAAAAGAUGAAUUUGAUGACUCUAUUUUCUCCAAGAAAAACGAUGACUAAAUAAGGCUGCCUGACAUGAUAUUUGAAUUUAUUUUGCAAGAAAAAAAAUGUAAUCAAAAUCUGGUUACAGUCUUAGGGAAAGUAACAUAGAGAAAAACAGUUCUUGUUCCAAAAAAAUGGAAAUUUAUUCAGUAAAUGAUUAGGUUUUCAUAGCAUUACUACUUUGAAUCCUGUGUAAAGGAAAAUGGUUUGUUUGUCAAAUAAAAUCACACUCUAACUUUA